AAUAAUAAAAUCUAAAACUAACGAAAAAAAAAUUUGUUGUAAAAUAAUCCCUUCUAAGAAAAAACAAAAAUUAAUAAAUAAAAAGCUUUAAUUUUUAACAAAAAAAAUAUAUUAUAAAUAAACUACCGGAUUACGCUUGGAUUGCUUUUAUUAAAUCUCAAAAAAAAAACAACAAAAACUAAAUUAAAUUCAAUUAAAAACAACCAAAAAAAAACGCUUUUUUAACAUUUAACAACAAAUUUUUAAUAAUUUUCCCCUCUUUCACACACACACAUUAACACUUAUUAUAUUCAUAUCUUAAACACACACACACACACAUACACAUUAUUUUAAUAUUUUACCCAAAACAACAAAAAAAAAAAAAACUAAACGUCAGUCAACAUGAAAAAGAGUAAUACCGCCAAUACAAUAUUGUCUUCAUUGCCCACAAGUCCGACCAUGUCGGCCCAAAGUUAUGCUGGCAGUAAAUCCAGUCUCAAUAGCAGUCGCUCCAGUCGCUCUUCUAUUAAUAUGCAAACGACCAAUUCGAAAAGCAAUAAGGUGGAUCAUGAAAUCGAAACUAUUUUAGAGAAGGCAAAAUUUUAUACUUCAGUAUGUUUGGGUACCACGGCAAUUUUAUCGGUUUUUACAUUUCUAUUUUUAAUACCCUUUGUUGUUGAUCCUGCUAUAUCGACCAUAAUUGCCGAUUAUGAUCCGGUGCCGGUUACUUGUAUUGUUAUCGAUCAUGUCUAUGCGGAGGGUAUUAGAAAUUGUACAUGGAGCUCAUGUCGGGAAGGCUGUACAUCAUCGCCGAACAAGUGUCAUCAACUAUACGUAAAUUAUACCCGUAUACCAUUCGCUGAAUGGCAGAAAAAUCCACGUGAUUUAGAGACCGUUGUAUGGGAUGUAAGCUAUACGAAAUUUUUAAUCAAUUCCGAAGGAUGUGGUUAUCCACCAACUACCAAUUGUAGUGUAUUUGCCAGACAAUAUGGGUAUAAUCACAUCAAUGAACCAUUCGCUUGCUACUAUAGUCGUGCCUAUCCCGAGGUGGUUAUUGGUCGUUAUUCGUGGGAGAAUAAUCUUUAUCAUCUAAUAUUAUCGCUGAUAAUACCCACAGUAUUAUUUGCCAUAUCGAUUGGGGUCUUAAGCUAUUGGUAUUGUCCGUGUUGUGAUAAUGCCUGUAAUAAAUCAUCAAGGGUUUAUGCUGAAAAAUUCCCCACUAAGGAAGAGAUUGCAAACUGCAUGAAAUGUAAUCCGGAAAAAUCUAUUUCCCUGAAUAGUUAUUGAAUUCUUUAAGAAUGUUUAAGUAACAAAAAACUUAAAUUACAAGUUAAAAUCUACACACACACACAAAUAACUAGAGAAAACUUAAAAUGCCUGAAAAGUGCCUGAAAACCGUUUGAAUUUAAAGAAUAAAAAACCAAGAAAAACAAAACUGAAAAUACUGAAACAUGUUAACAAGUAAAAAUUCCUUUUUUUCCUCUCUUAUAAUACUAUAAACAAAUAUCUAUAUAUUUACACUUACUUUAUAAAUUAUUUAAUAAAACAAAUGUAGCUUUCGAAUAAUCGUUUUAAACUUUCAAAAUUAUUUAAAACUAAAAAAGCACUAAGAGAAAAUCCAACUCUGUUAGGAAGAGUUACACCUAUAUACUUUUUAUAUAAAAAUUUUAUUUUAGAAAUGAAACCCGAGGCACAAAACUAUUUUGUAGUAGUUAGUGUUCAAACACUCCCUUUUUUCCUCCCCUAUUAAUUAAUGCUAGUUUCUCCUUAAACACACUUCAAAAUAGCUGUAAUUUUACACUUAGAAAUUAUUGAGUUUUACACAAAUCGAUUAAAUAGUCUUAGAAAUGUGUUUUUAUACUAAAAAAAAAAUGUAGUUGGUAGUUAGUACGUUACUUAUUGCAUACUUUUGUAGAAAGUUGAAGGAACUAAAUUGAUCUUGAAAUGUGAAGACUAUAGACUGAUCUAUAGUCAAGAGUAUAAAUUGAUCUAUAGUCAAGACUGUAGACUGAUCUGUAGUGGAGACCAUAUACUGAUCUAUAGUUAAGACUAUAGACUAAUCUACAGUAAAGGGUAUAAAUUGAUCUGAUAAUAUAGACUGAUUUCUAGUCAAGACUGUAGACUGAUCUAUAGUCAAGACUAUAGACUGAUCUAUAAUCAAGACUAUAGACU
Lucilia sericata (common green bottle fly) is the source of this 2151-nucleotide messenger RNA. RefSeq names its product protein tipE (gene Teh2). Gene Ontology annotation, molecular function: sodium channel regulator activity. The transcript is spliced from 5 exons. The coding region runs from base 382 to 1266 and encodes 294 amino acids. The record is from RefSeq and is a predicted model, not a curated record. NCBI's taxonomy places the organism in Eukaryota, Metazoa, Arthropoda, Insecta, Diptera, Calliphoridae. Gene Ontology annotation, biological process: regulation of sodium ion transport.